Molecule: messenger RNA, 1600 nt
Organism: Setaria italica (foxtail millet)
Lineage: Eukaryota; Viridiplantae; Streptophyta; Magnoliopsida; Poales; Poaceae
Product: vegetative cell wall protein gp1-like
Exons: 3
Coding region: 334-1248 (304 amino acids)
Source: RefSeq, a predicted model, not a curated record
GAAUUAAAUAAUGUGGUUCUAUGUCUGUGCAUUCACGCCGAUGUAUUUUGGAGUUUUAUGAGUGAAAAAGUUUCAAAAAUACGUUUAGACGUUGUCCAAGUUCUUCUGAGAAUUUUCCAACUUUUUCUGGAAUUUAUUCUCCUUUUCCUUGAGCUUAAUCCAAUUUUUUUUGGAUGGUUCUAAAAUCCUUUUCAUGAGCUCCAAAUAUUUUAUUUGGAUUCCUUGUGUCCCAAUCUGUCUCUGGGAUUUUUCCCGGAAUUUUAGAAUUUUCUAAAUAUUUUUCAUGCUCUAAUAACAUUAUCUAGAAUUUCUAGAUUUGUUUUUACACUGGAAAUGUUUAUGGAAAUUCUAAAUCUAUCCUUUUCCUUAAGCCCGGCCCACAUCGGCCCAGCAGGCCGGCCUCUUCUUCUCCCAACCGCGGCCCACCUCCCUUUUUCCACCGGCCCGACUCAACUCCCUCUCUCCUUUUCUUUUUCCGCCGGCCCAUCACCACGCCUCCACGCCAGGCCGGCCCAUCAGCUCCCCCUCUCUCCCUCUCACCGACAGGUGGGGCCCACCUGUCGGGAUCGUCCCUCACCUCCGGCCAGGCGCCCGCUCGUUCCCCUGCUCCAAUCGCGCCGCCCCGUCUGCCGGCGCCGCUCCGGUUCCUCGCGCCCCUCCGCCUCCCUCCACGCGCACGCGCCGCCAGCGCCCCCUCUUCAAGAGCCAGUAACGGCCGCUCCUCCUCCGUCGCCAAUAAUGGCCACCACCGGCCGUUACUCCUCCCUUGGCGCUGUCUCCGCUCCUUCCCUCCGGCUUCUCCCUGCGCCGCUCCUUCUCCCGCGCGCCGCCGCUGCGUCUCCUCCGCUUCCCCUCCCGCGAAACGAACGGCCCUCCACCAAGCCGCCAUUAAUGGCCGGCCGAAGCUCUUCCUCUCCUCUGGCGCCACCUCAGCUGCCACCUAGCUCCUAUAAAACGCACCUCCGCCACCAGAGCCCCCCCCCCCCCUCCCCUUUUCCGCCACCAAUCGCCACCAGCGCCGCCGGACCGCGCCCCUGCACCACGCCGUCCAACCGCCGCCGCAUCUCCGGCCACCGUUGCCUCGCGCCGCUUCCCAAGCCCGGCGCGCCUCAACCGCAUCAGCCGCGCGCGCCCUGCCUCCCUGGCCCGGCCGCCGUCGCUGCCAGCCUGGCCGCCGCCGGCCGGAAGCACCCUCCCGGUCACCACUGUGAGCGGACGGAAGAAGUCAGUGACGAACCGAAGGAUUGAAGAAGAGGAUAAGAAGUGGAAGUUUUGCCGGUGAAGCCCCUUCCGCGUCCUCCUCUCGCCCAUCUCCACCUUCUGCACCUUUUGCCCGGAGUCCGCCGCGCCGAAGCGCCGGCGAGGCCGCCGGACAGAGCUCCUGCGCAAGCGUGCGCGUGAACACUGGAAGAAGGAGAUAAGGUGGCCGUUUUGCGUUUCAGCCCCUGAAGACCUCAGAAACUCUAUGAUCUAACCCUGAAGUUCCACCUUUUCGCGGGUUCUGUUCUCUGAGUCUCGAAGGAUCGCUGUUCGAAGCUUUGAAGGUUAACAGUUUUAAGAAAGCAGGGUCUGAAGAGUAGUAAGAGUAACUUUUCGUUGG